This is a messenger RNA of Spinacia oleracea (spinach), 2220 nucleotides long. Its product is annotated as F-box/LRR-repeat protein 3. Gene Ontology annotation, cellular component: SCF ubiquitin ligase complex. The record is from RefSeq and is a predicted model, not a curated record. Gene Ontology annotation, biological process: SCF-dependent proteasomal ubiquitin-dependent protein catabolic process. The coding region runs from base 84 to 2030 and encodes 648 amino acids. NCBI's taxonomy places the organism in Eukaryota, Viridiplantae, Streptophyta, Magnoliopsida, Caryophyllales, Amaranthaceae. Gene Ontology annotation, molecular function: protein binding. The transcript has 7 exons.
UCAUCAUCAUUCCAUCUCUCACAAUAAACUCUUCUAAUCACUACUUAAUUACUUCAUUAUCAACUAAGUUUAGUUUUAGUCUAAUGACUAUCUUACAAUUACACCAACAAUGCCCUUCCUUACCCCUCUCCCUCUUAACCGACGACCUCCUAGCUCACAUCCACUCCCUCCUCCUCGACACCACUCACCGUAAAUCGUUUCGACUCGUCUGCACCACCUUCCACCGCGUCGACUCACUGAGUCUAACCCACCUCCGCCCCCUCCACCCAUCCAUCAUUCUCUCUCUACUCCCAAAACUUCCCUCCCUCCACACCCUCGACCUCUCCUUAUGCCCUCGCGUCGACGACUCCCUCGCCUUCGCCAUCUCCCCUCUCAUACGCCAACGCAUAACAUGUCUUUCCCUCGGCCGCGCGUCCGGCCUUACACGUGUGGGACUCGAGGCUCUCGCACGCUCGUGCGAAAACCUCGAGUCCCUCGACGUGUCGUACUGGUGUAAGAGGUUCGGAGAUAGGGAGGCCCUCGCGCUAUCCUGCGCCACGGGGUUGAAGGAGCUGAGGUUGGAUAAGUGCUUAAGCAUAGGUGAUGUGGGGUUGGCCCACAUUGCGGUGGGAUGCGCAGGAUUAGAGAAUGUAAGCUUGAAAUGGUGCUUGGAGAUUACUGAUCUUGGGAUUGGCCUUCUUGCAACUAAGUGCUUGGGAUUGAAGUUCCUCGAUGUCUCUUCCCUCAAGAUAACAAGUGCAUCAUUGCAUUCGAUUGCGGCGCUGCAAGGACUAGAGAGUUUGGUUAUGGUGGGAUGUGGUUUGGUGGAUGACUUUGGGUUGCAUUCUCUUGCUAAUGGCUGCCCUUCACUUAAGGUAGUAGAUAUGUCAAGGUGUGAUGGCAUUUCUUCAGCUGGUUUAUGUUCAGUGGUUAAAGGACAUCAUCAACUGCAGCAGCUAACUGCAAGCCAUUGUAUGGUCGAUCUCACCUCUGAUCUUCUUUGUGCAUUGAAGACCUUAAAGUCUCUAACUGUAUUCAAAGCCGAUGGUGCUCGAGUUUCUCAAGCUACUUUCCAGACCAUCACAAAAAACUGCACAUCUCUUGUCGAAAUUGGGCUAAGUAAAUGCAUAGGACUGCGAGACAUUUACAUCAUACAGCUUGUAACAGGCUGCUGUAACUUAAAAACCCUUAAUCUUUCGUGUUGUGAUGCUGUUACUGAUGACGCGGUUGCAGCCAUUGCAGGGUCGUGUAAAAAACUCCAGUGCUUGAAGUUGGAGUCUUGUGGUUAUGUAACUGAAAAGAAUCUUCAACUCCUUGGCUCCUCCUGUGUUCUUCUUGAGGAGCUAGAUCUUACUGAUUGUUCUGGUAUAAAUGACACUGCUCUUGGUUUCUUGUCUCGGUGUUCAGAACUUAAACUGUUAAAAGUAGGGCUUUGUGAUAACAUAUCAGAGAAAGGAUUGUUCUACAUUGCUUCCAACUGUUCCAAGAUCUGUGAACUCGAUUUAUACCGGUGUCCAAAUAUUGGAGAUGAAGGAAUGGCAGCACUAUCAAACGGGUGCAAGAAGUUAAAGAAGCUGAAUAUUUCAUAUUGCACUAGUUUAACUGAUAAGGGAAUGGAGUACAUCGGCAGACUGGAGGAGUUAAACGUCCUAGAGAUGCGCGGGCUAAUGAGUGUCACUGGUGUUGGACUACAAGCCGUUGCUGCUGGAUGCAAGAAGCUAGCAGUAUUGGACCUGAAGCACUGUCAGAACAUUCAAGACUCGGGUUUCUGUGCUCUUGCCAACCACCCCAACAACAUACGCGAGAUAAGCCUUUGUCAUUGUGGCAUAUCAGAUGCAGCCUUAUGGAUGGUGCUGAGUAAACUUACAUGUCUUCAAGACGCGAAUCUGGUUCACCUUCCUAAUGUAUCAGCAAAAGGAUUUGAGCUAGCCCUUAGGGCAUGUUGCAUCCAACUAAAAAAGGUUAAAUUGCUUGGAUAUCUUAAAUCUUCCCUUUCCCAUGAAUUAAUUCAGUUUCUUUGGUCCAGAGGAUGUAAAAUUAGAUGGGAUUAGAAUAAGUAUUACUGAAGAAUAUGUGUUUGUUUCAUUAACAGAGAAACUUGGUCCAUUGAUUCUUGUUGUAAUAAGGUGUGUGCCAAAUUCAAUAAACAUUAUGUAACAUCUUUUCCAAAAGCUUGUUUACCAAAUGUAGCGUUAUGGUUUGGGCUUUACCUUAUGGCUUGAGUAGUUGUGUUGAACCCCA